GCCAAUUCGAUGUAAAUACAGCAAACCCCCAGAAUACUUCAAUACAUGCACAAAAACCACCGGUUAUAUAUCAGAUGCAGUAUCAAGCUGAUCUCAAUAACUAAUGCUCCCGGAAAGCAGAGAAGAGGGUGUAUGCUACCCUCGGACCAUCUGGCGAGGCUGAUUGAGGCGGCGAUAAUUAGCUCCGGUGUCCGCGACUGCGCCGAUAAACGAUAACAUCAAAGUGCUCGUUCUAACUGUCGGCCCGCUUCCACCUCAAUUACUCCUCCUUUCCACAGAGAUCCCCGUCAGAACACUUAAUUGGACCUGAACAACUAGUCAGAAUGCCUUCUAACGCUGCUGCUUUCCUUGUCGGUGAGGCCGUCCGUCCGCUCGUCGUCGGCCCGGCUCCGUACCCCGUUCCAGGACCUUCGGAGAUCGUGGUGAAGAACGGUGCCGUGGCCAUCAACCCGAUCGAAUGGAUCCUGCAAGACCACCUUAUGGACUUCCCGAUGCACUAUCCAAUGAUUAUGGGCCAGGAUCUAGCAGGCGAGGUCGUCGAGAUCGGAAGCGAAGUGUCGCGGUUCAAGGUCGGCGACCGCGUGCUCGGCCACGGAUUCGGCAUGCUGCACAACAACAACGAUCCCGAGUCUGCGUUCCAGAACUACACGAUCGUGAGCGAGGACAUGGCUGCCGUCAUUGGCGACGACGUGUCCUUUGAACAAGCUUCCGUACUGCCGUUGUGCUUCUCGACCGCCGCGGGGGGUCUGUACCAGAAGGAGUUUCUGAAUCUUCCGCCGCCAUCGCUGAAUCCGACGCCAAAGGGCGAGACUCUCGUUAUCUGGGGAGGUGCCUCCUGCGUUGGCAGCAACGCUAUUCAGCUUGCAAUUGCGUCGGGCUACGAAGUCAUCGCGGUCGCGUCGGCAAAGAACGCAGACUACGUGAAGAAGCUCGGCGCGGUCGAGGCAUUCGACUACCGCAGCGAGACCGUCGUCGCAGACAUCAUCACCUAUUUGAAGGGCAAGACCAUUGCCGGUGCCUUCAACGCUGUCAAGGAUGGCUUUGACGGAUGUCUAGAGAUCGUGCAGGCCUCGCAGGGCGGCAAGUUCAUCACUUCCGUGCUUCCCGUGCCUGAGGUUUUACCCGCCGGCAUCAGCUCCCGAUUCAUCGUCAUGGACCCGCCACAGUUUGCAAAGUCGGCUUAUGUGGAGUAUUUGGCGCCCGCGUUGAAGCAGGGGAAGUAUAUUAUCGCGCCGAAGCCGUUGGUGAUUGGAAAGGGUCUUGAGUCUAUUCAGGCGGGAAUCGAUAGACAGAAGCAGGGUAUGUCUGCCGAGAAGGUCGUUAUCUCUUUGUAGACUCGAUUGUCCAUUAAAAAAGUCAGGCAUUGCACAAAACGCGCUUGCAUUUGUUUCUGAUCUCUAUUUUUAUUAUUUACUUGACUUGCUCAAAAUCACUCAAUAUAGCUUAGCAGACCCAACACUUCUCAUACUAUGAAAUCUUGUUACAUUCUCCACCAACCCUCCACUCGGCUGACAAGAAGUAUAAUCCGGAUAGAGAGUCAUCGCUAAUUCGGAUUAUCGGAUUUUUAGUCCCCCGGACAUGAUCGGCGUUAUCGCGGUAGCGAUCUUGUGCUAUUUCCGGGGUUAUUUACAGCCGAGGCUCUGUUCGAACAGAGGCAUAUAUAAACCGUCUACGUAGUAGAAUUAAUG
This is a messenger RNA of Myxozyma melibiosi, 1688 nucleotides long. RefSeq names its product zinc-binding oxidoreductase CipB. Bases 324 to 1334 code for a protein of 336 amino acids. Gene Ontology annotation, molecular function: oxidoreductase activity, acting on NAD(P)H. NCBI's taxonomy places the organism in Eukaryota, Fungi, Ascomycota, Lipomycetes, Lipomycetales, Lipomycetaceae. The transcript has a single exon. The record is from RefSeq and is a predicted model, not a curated record.